ACAUUUAUAAACUUUGUGUUUGAGUGGAGACACUACACUCUUUACCUAAACAUCGUACCCACUUUCCUUUCCUAAAAACAAAUAAAAAUACAUAUAGGAGCUGGGGAUCGGUCAACAUCGGAGGAGACGCCCAUCGCCUCCUAACGGAUCUGAUUUAUAACUAGUGCGGGAUUUAUUGGCCGUUAAAACUGUGCGUCGAGUCAAGGUUAACAGAAGGACCAACAGUAGAACCGUUAACUGUACUUCAAUAUGAAGAUCCCCGGAUACCUGGACUAUAUCUUCUGGGGGGAAAAGAGGAUCCUCUUCUCAUAAGGUGGAAGGGAGAAAAUACGUAUCUGAGAAGAUGGUGAGAAAUAAACAUACCGGGGGACGUCUCGAUCGCUCAUCCAAGGGCAAAAACAAAAAGGCUGGCUCCCGGAUUGCAAGCAGCAACGACCUGACUCCUCCAGCUAAACCAGCCGAAGGUGACAUCCCAGCUAAUUCUCCAGAGCUCCACAUCACCAGCCAAGGUCAGCUGGGUUUUCCGGACAGAGUCUACUUGCUUGCAUCAGUCAUCUUCCAGAAUCACCACCUGGAGAAGCCUCCUGCCCAACGGUUGGUGAAUUAUGGGAAAGGAAGAGGACUCUGCUUACCUGGAGUCAAAGAUGAGGAGAUGCAGCGUACAGCCUACGAGCUGGCCUUCAAUACACUUAAAUAUCAAGAGCUGCUGGAGGACAUCAUGAUUGACAGCUGCUUUUACCUCACUCAGCCAAUGCCAGAUGAACAGUUGUGCCUUGUUGCCGUCAUGCUCUAUGACUUCCAGGACAGAAAGUUUCUCCCAAGGGAACGCCAACGUGACGGGGAGAUUGAACAGGAAGUCAGAGAUGUGGAGAACUCCCUCCUUAGGUUUAAAACCAAGCUGGCAGCCUCUCUGGCCCGCUGCAGGAUCAAACAUGAUCUCUUGUCCAUCGAGUGUAUCCUGCCAGAGAGUUUGAAGACGAAGCUGGAGAGAGCAAGCAGCCUUCCACUUUACGCAUGGGUCAACACACUGGAGAGCAGCCUUGAUGAGGUCCAAAGUGUGCUGAAGAGUGCGGGAUUCUCACAGGUGAAAUCGAUCGGUCAGCUGCAGGGCGAGACCUUCUGCCAGGAUCCCCACUGUGGGGAUAUACUGGUGUUCCCUGUUCAGCUGAAAGCUCAGCUGUACACCACCAAGCUGCUUAGCAACCACAAACUCAUCAUCCAGGAUAAAUCUUGCAGCCUGGGCCCACAGGCAGUGUGCUCCCUGCUGCCAGAAGAAGGAGAUGUUCUUAUGUUGGGCUGCUUCUCUGGCCUCACCGUCUCCCACACUGCCUCCCUAGUUGCGGAGAAACGUAAAAGCAUUGGCAGCGACCAGCCCACAGUCUACGUUUGUGUCAGUGGUCAUACAGACGCUCAGAGAGAGGAGCUGCAGCAGGCCGUCACUGCCAUGGGCUGCAAGAAUGUGAAGCUGAUACUAGAAGUCUUCCAGUCUUUGGACAACGGUGACAAGCGACUUCAGAAGGUGUGCGUUAUCCUGCUGACCCCAAAGUGCUCGAUGUCUGCAGUCAGCAACCCGGUGGAAUUCAUACUGCAAGAGAAUGCAGACACAGAACUGCUGCAGGACUUAUCUCAGGGCUUGAUAGCCCCGAGCAGACUGGAAGCUCUGGUGGCCCAGCAGAGGAAGGAUAUUGAUCAUGCCUUGAAGUUUCCGAGGGUUCUGUCAGUGGUGUACUCAACCUGUUCAUCAUACCAAGAGGAGAAUGAAGACGUAGUGAGCAGAGCACUGGAGCAAGCCAAGGCCCGCUCAGAGCAAGACGGGGAACCAAAACAAGCAAACUUCAGGCUUUCUCAAUCCCCGUUCAGUAUUCCUAACCAUGCAGCGGAUCCAGAGGAAUCAGAGCCCUUCUUCAUGUUGGAGCCCUCAGAACAGAGCAAUGGCUGCUUUCUGGCUGUUCUCAGUAAAGAGCCUGAGCCAGUGUUCAAAGAGCCACCACGUGAUGUGCUUGUCAGAGCAAAUGCUAAAGGCAUACUGGACAGGAUCGGCUCCAAGAAAGAACAGCAUGGACACACCAACAGGAUGUCAAAAACAACAACCCAUGCUCCCAACUCUCAGCCCCAACUCUCUGUCAGGGUUCAAUCCAAAAACCAAGACACCAAGGGCAGCAACAGCACUAGCUUGUGUGGACAGGAGUUUAUUAACAGACGGCAGUCACUGCAAGGAAAAGCCAGAGCACUCCGCUUUCAGCUCACAAAGAACACUGUGUCCAGCUCCUUCCCCUCCACCAAACCAGAAAACAGUUCACCCAGGAAAAGCCUCACCCCAGUAUUAAACACCACAACUUCUACCCCGAUGACAUAUCCCACAGCUCCUCCUCCUACCCCAGCUGUCCGUCUUCGCAGACCUCCUCAGGAGCCGCUGAAGCCUGUGGUGCUUGUCCUGCCUACCAUUCACUUCCCCAGCUUCUUUCCACCUCAUCCCAACUACAACAAGUGGAGGAACCCAACUCCAAGCGUUCCCCUCUCCCGCUCCAGUGGUGGUCUCUCCAAAGAUGCUAUGGUCAAAUCCCGGCCUCUGUUUUGAGCUCACAAACAGAAUAUAUUCAUUGAUAUUCAAAUCUAACACCAUCAUAAACACAGUGUUGUUUAUCUGCCAAAUUACAAAGAACAUGUGAAAUGUUGCCUUGAAUGCUUAUUACUUCUCAUUACCGCUAUGUCAAUAUCAGUGUGUUUGGGUGCCUUGACGAACAACCUUACCACGGUCAGAAUAUAAUGAAAUGGCUUAUAUCAGUAGCUUGGCCAAUGUACCAUUGUACCAUCCAACUACGUGAUGAAUAGUUAUAACAUAGAGUUCAACGGACCCGAGAAUUAAAAGGACAUACUCGAGAUGCUACUCCUUUUUUUUGGUAAUGCAUUUAUUGUCACAACAGAUUACAUUUACAUGGUGUCGAGAUGAGUGAAGAACAGAACUGAAAUGAUUUAGAGCAUCUUUCUCUUUCUCUUCAUGUGUGUGUGUCUUUUCCAUUCAGAUCGAACUGCAUUCAGAGUUCACUUGGAGUGCAGGUUGUAGCCACGAGCUAUAGAAGCAGUGUAAAGGUUUCGAUAGCAGUGUGACAGCACUUUUUUUCCCCUACUGCUGAAUGUGUUUUUUUCUUUGUGGGUGGGAGCAGACUGGCUGGAUUUACAGAGGAAGAGAAAAAUAAAGUUAACCCUUACACAGAUUACCCUUGGCAACGAUUUGAUAUUUUCAAUGCUGUCUGAGCCGAGGAAACACUGUUCAUAUACCCGAGCGCUUCACAUCUGCCAAGGUCAAAGCCUGGAUCUGGAUAUUCCUGCUACCACAUAAGUCUUAGGUGUAUGCAUAAAGAUUCCUGAGGAAAUGCUAAGUUUGAACAUAACCAAUGUAACAUUCUUGAACCCUAAAAAAUUACUUUCUUUACAAUUGAUGCAAAUUACAAUCUUAACUAAUUAAAAGCUUCAAAAUACAUAAAAAAUGAUUACA
Molecule: messenger RNA, 3496 nt
Organism: Eleginops maclovinus (Patagonian blennie)
Lineage: Eukaryota; Metazoa; Chordata; Actinopteri; Perciformes; Eleginopidae
Product: putative methyltransferase NSUN7
Exons: 13
Coding region: 344-2578 (744 amino acids)
Molecular function (GO): methyltransferase activity
Source: RefSeq, a predicted model, not a curated record